AUGGCUUCUCUGCGCCACCGAGCCUCGAGGCUCAGCAAGAAGCUCGAAGUCCCGGUCGACGAGAACCUGGAUGGAGCAAGACCCACAGCAUGGAACAACCGGGAUCUUGCACCAUUGCCGCCGUCCAGGCGUACUUGGACAGUGUGGGGAUUCCUGGGAUUCUGGGCUGUCAUCCAAUUGAACACGGUUGGAUGGCAGACCGCCAGUUCGCUGCUGUCCCUAGGUUUGAGCGUCUGGGAAGCCAUGAUCGUGACGAUCAUCGCCAAGUUCUGCAUUGCCGCCGUGGCGAUCAGUAAUGGCUGGUGGGGUGCCUUGUGGCAUGUCGGCUUCUCUGUGGGCAAUCGUGCUGUCUGGGGUCUCAGAGGUUCAUACCUGGCUUUGGCUCAGAGAAUCAUGCUGUGCCUGGUAUGGUAUGCCGUGCAAGCUUGGAUCGGCGGCCAGAUGACGGGCGUGAUGCUGUACGCCAUCUUUUCUGGGUACAAGCACAUCCCCAAUACGUUCCCCGAGAGCGCACACAUGACCACGCAGCAAUUCGUCGGCUUCAUUGUCUUCCUCUGCUUCCAGUUUCCUUGCCUCCUGAUCCCUCCCGAGAGGACAGCGAUCCUGUUUCGGUGGGCGAACAUCAUCGUGGCCAUCACCAUGGCGUCGGUCACGAUCUGGGCGCUCUCUACAGCACACGGUGCCGGGCCUCUGCUCACCGCCAACAGCACGCUGACCACGACCAGCGAGAGAGCGUGGGCUAUUAUCCGCGGCAUCACCACCGUCAUCGGCGCAGUGGCCGUGUCCCUGACAAACCAGAGCGACUUCAACCGUUUCGCAAAAACACCGGGUGCGCAGGUUCCCGGCCAGAUUUACUCCACGGUCGUCAUGGGUGCGCUUGUCACUCUCAUGGGCACGUUAAGCACCUCUGCCGCACAGAAGAUCUAUGGCGAAGUGAUCUGGUCUCCUGCGGAACUGGCGAUCCGCUGGAUGCAGGAUGGCUAUACGGCCAAAUCCCGUGCAGGAGCCUUCUUCGCCGGACUGGGGUUCUUCAUCUCCCAGCUCAGCAUCAACACCGUCGACAACGCUUGGCCAGGCGGAUUUGACCUGGCCGCACUGUUUCCGCGGUGGAUCAACAUCCGUCGUGGUGCCAUCAUCACGUUCGUGCUCGGUAUCGCGAUCAACCCGUGGCAGCUGGCUGACACCGCCAACACCUUCAUCAAUGUGCUCGACGGGUAUAGCGUCUUCCUGGGUCCCAUGACGGGCAUGAUGGUCUGCGACUUCUGGGUCGUCCGCGCCAGGAAGCUGAAGCUCUCCGACUUGUACAUCCCGAACAAGUCGUCCAUCUACUGGUACAGCUAUGGCUUCAACUGGCGGGCGUAUGUCUCGUGGCUUAUCGGCAUGGCGCCCGCGUUACCUGGCUUCAUCAACGCGGUCAACCCGUCAAUCAAAGUCCCCAAAGGCGCACAGGAGAUCUUCUACCUCGCAUAUAUUGAGGGCUUUGCCUUGGCGUUUGUCGUCCACUAUGUGUUGAAUCGGUUGUUCCCUGUGCCGGGGCUGGGAGAGAUUGACGAAGAGGACAUAUUUGCCACGUUCACUGCGGACGAGGCGCGCAAGUUGGGUGUGUUGCCUCAUCCACGGCUGCUAGAGGGGAUAGAGGUGCAUGAAGGAGAAGUCUCACCGUCAGAGGAUGUCACCGAGACAAAGGUUGUCGUUGUCGGGGAGAAGUAG
Cladophialophora carrionii CBS 160.54 is the source of this 1710-nucleotide messenger RNA. RefSeq lists its product as uncharacterized. Gene Ontology annotation, cellular component: plasma membrane. Bases 1 to 1710 code for a protein of 569 amino acids. Gene Ontology annotation, biological process: nucleobase transport; transmembrane transport. NCBI's taxonomy places the organism in Eukaryota, Fungi, Ascomycota, Eurotiomycetes, Chaetothyriales, Herpotrichiellaceae. Gene Ontology annotation, molecular function: nucleobase transmembrane transporter activity. The transcript has 2 exons. The record is from RefSeq and is a predicted model, not a curated record.